Molecule: messenger RNA, 7350 nt
Organism: Equus caballus (horse)
Lineage: Eukaryota; Metazoa; Chordata; Mammalia; Perissodactyla; Equidae
Source: RefSeq, a predicted model, not a curated record
GUGUGAAGCACCUGGUGUGACCACACCUCUGGCUGGGGCUGCUGGAGAGAGAGUGAGGGCGAGCGAGCUGGUGCUGGGUGCGGGAGUGCGGGGGAUGGGAGUUGUAACAACCCAGGCUGGAGCCACCACCCUGAAUUAGGGAGCGGAGGUAAGGUCCUGGGCCCCUGUCGGCGGUGUUCCCGGUGAAGACCACCUCUAGAUGUGGGAGAGCGGUUACCAGUUCGACUCCACUUUCUUUCUCAGGAGCCAAUCUCCCCCCACAUUUGGACCUUACCUGACCCCAGCAGGACUAGUUAGUAAGGAUAACAAUAACAACAACUACUACCGUUUGUUGAGGACUUACUACAUCAUAGGCCCUCUACAAAGCACUUUCCAUGUAUUAGGCCAUGUAUACCUCACACCAACCCCUCAAGUGGGUUUUAUUAUGUUCUUUUUACUGAUAAGGCAGUACUGGAACUCCUUUCAUUUUACAUGACUUGCCUCAAGAGGUCACACAGCCAGUGAGGGAUUCACAUUCCCUCACAGGGAUUCACUGUCACUCCCUGGACAGCCAACUUGAUUCUGUGUUAAGAACCAAGCUGAUCUGUGGGUCUGACAGAGGAAGGGUUAAGGAGGUGAAUGGCAGAGAGAAGGGGUGGGGGGUGCCUUCUCUCCCACCCUCCUCCUCCUCUUGAGGCCGAGGCUGAGGGCAGUCCCAGGAUGCUGAACAAUCUCUGUGGCUGCCGCCAGGGGGAGACAAAGGCCAAGCUAAGCGCCUGCCUGCGGGGAGGAUGGUACUUAUGGUGGAAGAGGUCCGUACCUAAACCUGGUGUCAGGGAAUUGAUCACUAGGCCUCCAGAGGAACCUCCUACCCCAUGCAUGGUCCAGAUGGGGACAAGGCCCUUGUGGUCCUAAUGCAAGUCAGGGGUAGCCCUCAGGGACCCCUGGCACCCAGCUGAGGGUUGGGACUCUACCUCUGAGCUCCGCUGGCAGAGUGCUGCCUGAUCAUAACCCUCUCCGUUCCCUGGGCUAAACUGUGCCCCUAGAACGGGUGGCUUUCCUGGCAGCUUCCACAUGAAAAUCUCAAUAGUCAUUCAGGUUUGUAGACUUGUUAUAAUUAUGCCUGCACUCUGAACAGAGACAGCCAGAGAAAAAGAAGUCAUGAGAAAAAAAAUCAGACCCUAAGGCACAUACAGGCAGACCGGGGGACAAAGAACAUGCUGUGCUAUGAGUAUUUCCCUCCUGUUUGAGAAAAACUGGAGCCAGCUCUAAGAUAAAUGGCAUAAACAAAGGCAAAGAUUGAAGAAAAAAAUAUAACAUCCUGGCUAUUUUUAUUAUUCAGUGUUUCUGGGACAAUUUACUUACCACUUUGCCGUGUCACCCAGCUCCCUAAGCCCAGCUCUUCAAAGCACACACCAGGGUGUGGCUGCAAGUGGGCCACAGAGCCAGGACCCAGAUACCCCCUGGCUCCAGCACCAGAUGGUCAGCAGGGACGUCAUCGGCUCCCUUGGGCUCCAGAACAGCCCCCUGACCAUACCCAAAUCCUAAGGCUCUCCUCUCCCUGAAACUCUCACCUCCUAUUCCUGGCAUCGUCACACCUCCUCCAUCCUCAGACUGCCCCAGAACCUGGCGGGAAGAUCGACACCUCUACUUGUCCCUGAGGCAGCAGAGAGGAAGAGGGAGAAGGAGGCAGGGUGGGAAGAAGCAGACUUGUGAGAUGCUCUGCUCAGAACUGAGACUCUCUGCUCUGGCUGGCCCUGCGGGGGGGGGGGCAUAAGGCCUCAGCUAGAACUGGGGAUUGGGCAUCCUCAAGACGGGUCCCCUUAUCCCCGGCCACACGCAGUGGCUCAGGGCCCAGAAACGGGCUUCUUCCCAUUGCCUCUCUCCUCCCCAUUACUCCAACUACAAAGCCCUCUUAAACCAUACGGAAUGUCCCUCACUUUGAGACAAAUUCACAGACCACCUCCUUCUCCCAUUUGUCUAAUACUGUCACAUCUAAAAUCUUACCCUGUAAAAGAAUUAUAAAAUUGCAAUUAUGUGGCAUUUUUUUUGAUUAAAAAGUGGGUCUCAGAGUUUGGUUCCUAAGCUGGGGGUCACACCCACCAUUCAUAGGGACCACUCACAAGCCUAUGGUAGCCCUCCUGCCUGCCCGCCUCUACCCUCAUACCUCCCCUGGGCCUUCCUGUCCCUGAGGACGCCACUCCUGGGGUAGAGAUACUUGCUAUUCCCGCCUCGAUUUUAACAGCGGAGGGUUAACAUAUCAAUCUAGACGAGCGUUGUAGACUAGAAUUUUGUGCAAAUAAUUGGAAUAUUCUAUAUCUUUUCUGCCCAAUACAGUAGUCCCUAGCUCCAUGUGGCUAUUGAGCACUUGAAAUGUGAUGAGUGCGAAUGAGACAUUUAAUUUUUUAACUUUAUUUAAUUUACAUUUUAAUUUAACCACAUACGGUUAGUGGCUACAGUAUUGGACAGUGCAGUCUAGAAUCUUCAAGGCUCAGAACCCAUGAGGGUCUGAGCAAUCACUCCUCGCGCUCAGCGCACCGCCCCCCCCGCCCCGUCCCCUCGUCCCCUAGUCCCCAGAAUCCCCAAGACCUCGAGAGUUUUGAGGGCCCUCACGGAGUUACCCGAGCCUGCACCGCGAAGAAGUCCAACCGGGCGGGACCGCGGGGGCCGCGGGUCUCUCUGCCUUCGUCUCGCCUCGGCCGCCAGGGGCCGCUGCGUCUCCCCCCGGCCGGCCAAGCGCUCCGCGGGUGGCGGCGGCGGGGCCCGCGCGGGGCUGGUGAAGCGAGGGCGGCCCCGGCGAGAAGGAGGCGGCGGCAGAUGAGCGCUCCCCACCUGCCGGCCCGAGCCUCGGAGGGACCCCGGCUGAGCUCUGCAGCGCCGACGGGCCCGGAGCGGGAUCAGGCAUGACCAUGAUCCCGGUUUGGCCAGAGCCCCGCUGCCUCGGGGACACAGCAACUUGGUAAGGGGGACAGGGCUCCGGAUUAGACAGCACCCGAGCUGGCCGCUCCAGCGCGAAGUCUGCCUUUCCGAGUCUUGGUCCCGGGCUUCGAGGCCGGGGGAACCUCAGGCUGGCGGUGGAACCGGUGGCACCGCCGUGGGCCGGGUAGAGCGAGUCUGAGGCCAGUGGAUGAACAGACAGAAGCUGAAAGAUCCCAAAAAAGGAUGCAUGACAGGGCUGCGCAGAACUGGAGCACUGGCGGCUGGCUGCUGGCACUUUGCUUGGCUUGGCUGUGGACCCUCCUGGCCUCUGCUUCCUUGCAGCCUCCAGCUCCCACAGUCCUCGUGAAGCAGGGCACCUGUGAGGUGAUUGCUGCUCAUCGCUGCUGCAACCGGAACCACAUCGAAGAGCGCUCCCAGACUGUGAAAUGCUCUUGCUUUUCUGGCCAGGUGGCUGGCACCACGCGGGCAAAGCCCUCCUGUGUGGACGCCUCCAUUGUCCUGCAGAAGUGGUGGUGUCAGAUGGAGCCCUGCCUGCCGGGGGAAGAAUGUAAAGUGCUUCCAGACCUUUCGGGAUGGAGCUGCAGCAGCGGACACAAAGUCAAAACCACCAAGCUCACACCUGCCUUCCUCUAGUCCAACUGCCGUGACAGCACCCGAGAGGAUUAUUAUUUUCAUGGUUUGCUGCCUGCCCUGCAGAACAAGGCAAAGGAGCAAACAGAAAAACAGAGAAGGGAAGGUGGCCCUCGGGGUUCUGAAGAGAGCGGAAUUCUCCUAGAGCACGGAACAGAGGGAACUACAGCAAGAAAAAGUAUGGCUGCAUAUAAAGUAGAGCUUCCUGUCUGCAGGCAGGUCACACGAUAGCUCUUGGGGUCAUGGCCUGGACAGGACAGCCUGACUGAGCCACAGACUGAAGAAUGGUAUCCGGUUAUCAGCCAGCAAAUAUGGAGAUUCUCUUACGUGGACACGCGGCCCUGCCAAAUGCAGCAUCCCUCUUCCAGGGGCGUUUCAGUUAAGCUGCUCAGCAGAGGUGGACAGAUCUCCAGCCACAUACCUAGUGUUGUGCUGUGCUCUGCCGGGGCACACAGAAGAAGGUCAAGAUACAAUUCCUGCCCUCGAGGAAUGUCCAGUCAAGUUGGAGAGUUGACAAAAGACAAUUUAGAUAAGUUAGAUUAAAGCGUGUGGUAUCAGACUGUGGCUUCUGGGCCAUAUGCUGUGGGCGUGUUGGGGGCAUGGGGCUGAGACUCCCACAGCUCUUCAGCCACCCCCUGGCCACAGGGCACAGAGACAAAGGUCACAUUCUCUCCCUACCACUUCCCUUCCUCACAUCAGUCCAAAGACCCCAAAAGCAGCUGACAUACUGAAGGAAAACCUGCUCCCCUUAUGCCAGACCAGCUGGAUCUCGUUUGGAUGGGACUGGCUUGAUCUGGGGAAGGAAAGCAGAGAUGAAGCCACACAACUUCCCAGCAAAGCUUCUGCAGAGGCAUGGCCUGGUUUGGGCUACUCGUUGGGUAGGGGAUGGACAGGACCUUAAAAUCACCCCCAUACAAGCUCCUCAGGUUUUUGUUUAUUUGCUUCUUUUCAAAGAUGAGGAAACUGAGUCCUGGAGAGGUGAGGUGACUUGCUCAAGGUCUUACAGCGUGGGCUCCCAAGUCUCUAGGACUGCUGCCCUUUCCGUUAGCCUGGGUGCUGGGACUCCAGCCUGGACGUUCCAUGUGUUGUUUUCAUCUCAAGAACAGGAACCUGCAAAGAACUGGCUGGACAGCAGAAACAUUUUUCUUGAGAGAGGCUAGGGCAGGCAUUUUACCCUAGCUCACUGUUCUCCUAUCUGAAAUAAUCCAGAAUACACACCAGGAUGCAGGGCCAUUGGAUCGCCGCUCUGCCCUCAGCCCCUAAAAUUCCAAACAUACCCAUGACAGCCCAGAGGUCACUCAGCCCAGUUAUGUCUGGGGCACUCUGAGCUGGCAGCCCCAUUGCCCACCUCUGCCCGUCUCUUCUGGAGUCCUUAGGCUGUAACUCUUAGAGGCUCUGGCUCCAAGAGGGGGUCUGAGUGGGGUCCAGGGCUGAUCAGAGUCCUCUCCCUUCAAAGGCCAUGCUGGGCGGGAGGGGAUCCCCUGCUGGGCUGGAUGGAGCCUCUGUCUCAGACUGAGGGCUGGGACAGUCAGGCUGACACACGGGCUUCAGGGACUCAGAGACGCGGGCUACUUGGAUAUCUCAUCAGGAAGAGAAUGACAGCCUCAGUGACUGCUGGGAUCAGCUGGGAUCACUGGGAUUUCAGGGUGUGGUGGGGGCCUUGAGGGGAGGGCUCUCAGUAGAGAUCGACCUGGACAGGGCUGAAGUCUGACCCUCAGAGAAGGUGAAUGAGACAAGGGAUUGAGUCUGAGUCUCAGCCUCUCCCUUCUCUCCCUCCCUCACCAUGUGGUAGAAUCAAGACUGUUCACCCCACUCCAGGGUUUAUCUUCUUGUUUUUGUUUUGUUUUGUUUUUGGUAAUGGGGUGAACAAUGAUGCCACCUUCUCACUAGACUGUAAAUAUCAGAACUCUGAAACUUUAAAUCUCUGCAGGUAGUGGGGUCGUCGGAGAUUAGGUCAAAGAUUUUCAUCACCUCCUUCAAGGCUGGGGAAUUGAUUAAGGGGUUGGUAAACUUUUUCUGCAAAGGGCCAGAUAGUAAAUAUUUUAGGUUUUGCAGGCCACAUAUGGUCUCUUUGGCAUCUUUUGUUGUUGUUGUUUGUUUUGUUUUAAAAAAAAAAAACUUUUUAAGAAUGUAAAAAUUAUUCUUAGCUCGAGGGCUGUACAAAAGCAGGCCCCAGGCCAUUCUUGGAAGGUUGUCAGCCCCAAUGACUCUUUGCAGACCGGCAGUGUCUGCAGCUGGGGACUGCCUCCCAGCCUCCUAGCCUGCCUUCAGUGCAGUGGCAACCUGAGCGUGAGGGCUGGGUCGGGUUCUGUUUUUCUUCUAAUGCUCCUUGAGAGAUUGGUGAGUGAAUUAUUUAGGCUACGAAUGAGACAGCUUUAGCAGUCAGACAAUAAGAGCCUGCUCUCCUGGAGGCCAGGCUGUGGGCUUUUCCACUCCCUCCCCACCCGCCUUGUGACUGUCCCGGAGGAGGGGAGAGGGCUCCAGCCCUCUGCCUGUCUGUCUGCUGCAUCCACAAGCCUCAGGGCUUUGAGCUGGGGGAUGAGCCUGACAGAAUGGGGAUGAUGCUGUACGAAUUCCCCCAGGCUGCCAACCAGCGCCAGCCCUGCCCAGCUGACAUCCUGCUUCCCUGACCUCCCUCAUCUCUGCUUCCAGAGAAGACCUCCUUCCUUUGGCACAUGCUGGGAUUUGCUAAUGCAUUUUUUUAAUCCCUCAAAGCCUCUGUUUCCUCCUGACCUAUUCGUAUAUGUAUUUGGUGGGCUCUGAGAGGUGUCCCUUAUAUGGCCAGAAGAGUCCCACAGGGCGAGGGGUGGCGGAGAAGGGAAAGUAUCCCACCUCCCAACACCAGCUACCUAGGGUCCUCUUUCCAACCAAGUCAACCUCUGUGCACAUUUAUAGCUGCUUCAGUGCAGUUUAGGAAUGCAAAUUAAUCUCCCUGGAGCAUAGGGGUCCUGGAGACAUUUGUCUUCCUUUCCCCCCUUAGUAGGAUGCCAUCUCAGAUUCCUGAAGUUAGCUGCUAUCCCCACCUCCUCAGCUGUGGAGGCCUCAGGAAGGUUGCCAACUACAGGAGAUUGUGUGGCUAAUUUCUGUGACCUCCUGGCAGUUUCAUUAAGGUCUGUGAGUGACAUCCUAAUUAAUGGCCCCAGACAGUUCCUAGAGUUGAGGCUGCAGCUUCUUAAAAUUACAAGCUUAGAGCUAGAAGGGAUUUUAGAGAUCAGUUCGCCAACUCUCUCAUUUGAUAGAUGAGGAAAGGGAGGCUCAGAGAGAUUAGGUAAUUUGCUCAGAGUCGCACAGUAAACUGGUAGCGUGUCCUGCCCAGUGAUCCAGACAAGUGCUCUUUACAUCACUGCACACUGCCUCUUUACUCCAGUAAAGACAGGGAGCCUGAAAAGAAGCCAGGAUUUUAGCACGGAUGAAUGUGAAAGAUUCUCAUUCCAAAAUCACCCACCCUGUCAGUGCAAGGGGACAGAACGAAGAAGAAUGGGAAGCAUUUAGAAAUAUAUACACAGAAAGAGGGAAGUAGAGACAAAAAGCAGGAAUUGAGAUCACUCAUUAAGAAGAACAUCAAAACACCACAGCACAGCACGAAAUAAUUAAAACUGGUGCCGCAUCCAACACAGUUGAUUUUUGUCCUUCCUGCAGGAGACAGAAUGGAGCGCCUAUCAACCUUUGGAAGACCUGUGAAGCCAGUCUUGAUGGCUUCUGGGCUCUUUAGACCCUACGGUGGGGGUCUGCAAACUACAGCCCAUGGGCCAAAUCUGGCCCAUUGACUGUUUUUGUAAAUAAAGUUUUAUUGGAACAUAA